Molecule: messenger RNA, 1555 nt
Organism: Chenopodium quinoa (quinoa)
Lineage: Eukaryota; Viridiplantae; Streptophyta; Magnoliopsida; Caryophyllales; Amaranthaceae
Exons: 7
Coding region: 77-958 (293 amino acids)
Biological process (GO): DNA repair; DNA damage checkpoint signaling
Cellular component (GO): checkpoint clamp complex
Source: RefSeq, a predicted model, not a curated record
CAGAGAACAAGUGUGAAAACUGCAAAGCUCCACUUUUCUGAAAAUUAAAGACCAGAGAAGAGAUAGUUCGGCGUCAAUGGAUGCCACACUACCAGAUUUAGUGAGUCAACUCGACAACGUUCAAGGCUUUGUCGAUGCCCUCACCUCGGUUCGCUGGAAACGUCAUCAGGAUGCGGUGGUGGAAUUAUCGGAACACGGCGUCGUUUUGAUUGUUGAAGAGACUGGUUGUCUUCAAGCCAAAGUCUAUCUUCAAAAAGAGUUGUUUGUGAAUUAUGAGUAUACUGCUGAAGCACGGCCUCGAUUCGGGGUGAGUCUGGGGCUUUUGGUUGAUUGCUUGAAUACAUUCUCGGUUCCGGGACACUCGAGCACGAUUGAGCUUCGGUAUCCAGGCCCUGAUAUGCAGCUUCUACUCAAGUCUGUUGAUUCACUGGAUGCGUGCAUUUAUGCUGAGAUCAGAACAAGAAUCCCAGAUACUAUAUCGUGGGACUACAAUUUUGAACCUUUGGGUACCACCCCUUUAAGCUUCACAGUGAAGUCUGCAGCUCUGAAAGAAGCCAUUGAUGAUCUGGAAUGGCCUGGGUCAAGCAUUAAAAUUACUUUGCAGCCAACUCCUCCUUCUGUUACCUUUAGAGGUGAAGGUCAUGGUGAUCUACAGAUAGACUUCAUGUAUUACGUAAAUACUGACCUUUUGGCUGCUUUUAGCUGUGAUCGGGAAGUGUCUCAUCGGUACAAGUAUAAAUUUCUGCGGGCAACAACUUCAAAUAUACCAAGCAGUGUUGUCAAAGAUAACCGUGGAAGCAAAGUUUCUGUUGGGAGAGGAGGAAUACUAAAAAUUCAGCAUUUGGUUUCCAUGGCAAGACCAGCACACUCACACAUAGAUUCUGCAGGUUAUCAGCCACCUAGCAGGAUAGCUUACAUAGAGUUCUUUGUCAAGCCAGAAGAAGUUGACGAUGAUUGAGUUCUCUUUAAGCCCUUCAACGAUGACCACCUUCUGUUGGCCAUAACUGCCGCAGCUUAUACUUCUUCAUCAAGGUUUUUAUCUUAAACUUUGAUAUCUUUAUGUGCAGCAAUCCUCUUCUCCCUCUCUCUCUUUUUUUUUUUUUUUUUUUUUUUUUUUGUGUGUGUGUGUGUGAAUCCAUCCUGACUGUAUAUGUGUUAAUGUGGCAUGAUCACAGCACCAGUCCAGGUAAAAAAGCAAACGUCAUCAGUGAGAUGCUCACUUCUUACUGUAUAACUUACACCAAGGAAUAACUUGUCCAUUAAACAUGACCAUCUAAUCUAAGCCAUAUUAAUGAAUGGAAUUGUUAGAAUCUCAAUUGAUAAAUUUUACAGAAUGGUCGGAUGUAAUUGUAUAAAAUGUUUCUUGCAAUAUAUUUCUAUGAUGAGAUAUUUUGUUUCUUAAAGUUGUGAAUUUGUGAUGCAUCAUAUGACAUGCAUCAACCAUAUUUAGUCUAAUUAUAGGUGUGUUAUGCUGCUUAGUAAACCUUAGGUUUGAGAACUGAAUGGCAUGCGGUCACGUAUGGUAGUAUACUAGUAUAUGUCCUUGUAGAAGUAU